Saccharomyces cerevisiae S288C is the source of this 1560-nucleotide messenger RNA. RefSeq names its product Mrx12p (gene MRX12). The record is from RefSeq and is marked reviewed. The transcript has a single exon. The coding region runs from base 1 to 1560 and encodes 519 amino acids. Gene Ontology annotation, cellular component: mitochondrion. Lineage: Eukaryota; Fungi; Ascomycota; Saccharomycetes; Saccharomycetales; Saccharomycetaceae.
AUGUUACGCUCUCUUCAUUCUGCGGCUACGUUAUCUAACAAGAGGUUUUACUCUCUCAUAUCUCAUUCAAAUAGAAAGAACAUAAUCAAAAAGCUUCUACGUCACCCUUCUUUCGAUCCAAUUCGUCAUCAUUUGCCUGAAGAUAUAACCACCAUUGACCCAUACUCUCUAUCGCAGAAUGUUAUCGAAAGUUUAAACAAAUUAGAGGUUCCUAAAAAGGAUGCGGCCAUGGUACACAAUAUGAUGAUAGAAAACUUAAGUGAUCUUGACUACGGCGUUGCAACAAUUCACUCAAAUAAUUUGCGUGAUCUUGAUUUAAAACCUUCACUUCCCGCCAUCAAACAAAUUAUUAGGAAUAAUCCAGGAAGAGUACAAAGCUCUUGGGAACUUUUUACACAAUACAAGGCCUCAAUGGAAAAUGUUCCUGAUGAACUGAUGGAAGUGGUCUUAGAAAAAAUUAUCAAGUUUGACAAGGCAGAAAAGGUUGAUGGAAAAAAGAGUCUGACUUAUCAAGACCUCGUUAGAUGUCUUUAUUUAAUCAACCAUUUUUCUUCAAAUUAUAAUUUGCCUUCAGAGCUCGUGGAACCUAUCCUUAUUUACAUAGUGGACAACGGAAUUCCCAAUGUUUUAGGUUCUGUACUCAAAUAUAAAAUACCGCUGAGCUUUUUUGAUAAGUAUGUCAGUGAAAUGACACAAUACCAAAUUUGUGAACUUUAUGAUUUUUAUUCGCUUGAUAAUAUAGUAGCUGAUCCAUUAGUACUACACAAGUGUCUAACUGUUCUGGGCGAAAACGAGAAAAUUCAGCAAACUGAAGAAGAAAAAGAAAUUAUUAGCAAGUUGGAGGAAGAAAUAGAUAUUGUUAAAUCACAAUGUCAUGAUAAUUGGAGCCUCGAAUUUCCGAAUUGGAGUGUACGCAAAACUGCAACUUCAUUCGAAGAAUUAUUUUUAGAGAUCCAAAAAAGAAACAUAGACAAGAAGGAUUUCGAAUUAGCUCACAAGCUGUUAAGAUUAAUUGGCGCUUUCAAAGGUAAAGUUUCUCUAUUUUUUAAAUUAUACGACGAAUAUCUCUUAAAAUUCAAAAAUAAUGAGGACGACUUAAUGUUUGAAGCGUUUUUAACGCUCUGCUGCCAGGGUUAUAAAAGCAGUAAUGAAAAAAUGCUACAAUACGCUGAAGCUUUUAUUAAAGAAGACUUUGAUUCCAAACUAGAGAGUAAAAUUCAAAGUGUGUUAAUUGUUGCUAACGCGAAAGCAAAUAUUGAUCUAUCUCUCAAAAUUUACAAUUCUAAUAUAUCUACUGCUAAACGAGAGAAAGAUAAGUACACAGAUCUUGCUGAAAGUGACGUAUUAACUGAAUCGCUCAUUUUAGCAUUCUUAUCCAGAGAUGAUGCUGAUUUUGCCAGGGUCAUCUUUGAUGGCGCACUAGGAGAAAAGCUGAUAUCAGGGCCGACUGCUGCAAAAAAAAUAAAAAAUCUCUUAGCCCAGUAUGGAGAAGCGUUAGAAACAAAAACAAGCAAACAAGUUAUGCAGACUAAGAUAGAACAUUAUAUGGAAAGCAUAUAA